CUCCAUCGCGCAUCAAGCAUCUCGCAGCCUUUCAAACACUCCAAAAAACCAGCCAACCAUCUCGACACACCGCAUCCAAUCCUCCCCCCAUUCAUUCAAAAUGCCUUCCAUUCCCGAAGCCGGCAACACCCUGUCCAUCCCCACCUACACGGCCGAGGCCGAGAAGGCCGUGCAGGACCUCUCGUGGUCGCAGUCGUUCCAGACCAAGACGGGCCGCUACUACAUUGUCAAGGCCAAGAACGUGACCAAGGCGGGUGACGACGUGCUGCUCUACGUCCAGGACCGCUUCUACAAGGACGAGGCCAGCGCCGACUACAUUGGCAAGCUGCCGGGCGCCAGGAAGGAAGGUGGCCACUUCAUCGUCACCAUCAACGACCGCUUCCAGUACGGCCAGAAGAACAAGGAGGGCGAGAACCGCUGGGUCGCCCUCCACGACAAGAACAACAAGCCCUACCAGCACCGCUUCAUCGUCCUGACCAUCCAGGGCAAGGCGGCCGACUGGGCCAAGACGCUGGCCAAGACCUUUGGCGCCAGCGAGCUCGCUGAGACGGUGUCGCGUCUCGGCAGUUCGUUUGUUGGCGACUACCUGCACACCUUCUAAGUCACUUAGGCACAGCACACAACAAAACACAGCCUAGUCGAGAAGUUCUCUUUUUUCUGUCUUUUAGUGUCAGGGAGACAGAGAUGGUUAGUGCAGCAGAACGGGAGAAGAAGCAUUGAGGCUUUGAGAUAUACAUAACCAACUUCGAUUCUUGCACUCGUUAGCUACUCGUAGCGCACUUCCUUUUAAUUCCACAUUCCAAUGCUUCUCAA
This is a messenger RNA of Lasiosphaeria miniovina, 813 nucleotides long. RefSeq lists its product as uncharacterized. The record is from RefSeq and is a predicted model, not a curated record. The transcript has 3 exons. The coding region runs from base 101 to 601 and encodes 166 amino acids. Lineage: Eukaryota; Fungi; Ascomycota; Sordariomycetes; Sordariales; Lasiosphaeriaceae.